Molecule: messenger RNA, 1427 nt
Organism: Anopheles coustani
Lineage: Eukaryota; Metazoa; Arthropoda; Insecta; Diptera; Culicidae
Product: TBC1 domain family member 13
Exons: 6
Coding region: 181-1326 (381 amino acids)
Biological process (GO): intracellular protein transport; activation of GTPase activity
Molecular function (GO): GTPase activator activity
Source: RefSeq, a predicted model, not a curated record
AAAUCGACGCGCAUAGACAUCCGUGGCUUUUAUGAUUUACACGAUGCAUUCUUGUGUGAUAACGCAUCCGUGACUAUCAGUCGUGCAUUUAUACUUCGUUGAUUUGAACUGCGUAAGGCACAAUCUGAAUCAUCGAAGCAGAACACACUCAGUGCGCGGUGAGUGUCGGUGUGUGAUAAAAUGUCUCUGUACAAAAUUCGUGUGGCCGAUCUAGAGAGCAUCUUGGAGCAGGAAGAAAUCGACCUUAAGGCGCUUAGGAGCUUUUGUUUCAAUGGCGUUCCGGACUGUAAUGGAUUCCGUGCCCUUGCCUGGAAACUACUUUUGGGUUAUCUCGGACCACGGAAAGGGAGCUGGCCUACAAAGUUAGCGAAACAGCGAGAAUUGUACAAACAGUUUGUUAAGGAAAUGGUUAUUUCCCCUGGAGAGCAGGACGGUCCCGAGUGUAUCGAUCAUCCGCUGAGUGACGGACCGGAAAGCAACUGGAGUACCUUUUUCAAAGACAACGAAGUGCUACUGCAGAUCGAUAAGGACGUGCGUCGUUUGUGUCCGGAUAUUUCCUUCUUCCAGCAGGCAACCGAAUUUCCGUGCGAGUUCGUUAACGAACGAGAGCGCAAGCUGCAUGUACGGGUCGCACCGACGACACUCAGCUCGGCAAAUGUCGAAAGAAAAGGCAUCGGUAUGACGAAGAUAAAUCUCAUCACAAAACGCGCCACAGAAAACUAUGAAGCAAUGGACGCCGGACAGGAGGCACACUGGGAGGUGGUAGAACGGGUACUGUUCCUGUACGCCAAGCUUAAUCCAGGCCAAGGCUAUGUGCAGGGCAUGAACGAAAUCAUCGGUCCCAUAUAUUACGUGUUCGCUUCCGAUCCGCACCUCGAGUAUCGCCGGUACGCCGAGGCGGACUGCUUCUUCUGCUUCACGGCGCUGAUGGGCGAAAUCAGGGAUUUUUUCAUCAAAACGCUCGACGAGUCCGAGGGCGGCAUCAAAGGGAUGAUGGCGAAACUGUCGAAUCUGCUGCACGAGCAGGACGUGGAGGUGUGGGAGAAACUGCGGGAUCAGGAACUCUACCCACAGUACUACAGCUUCCGCUGGCUGACGUUGCUGCUAUCGCAAGAAUUUCCACUACCGGACGUGCUGCGCAUCUGGGACUCGGUGUUUGCUGAUGACAAGCGGUACAAUUUUCUGAUCAAAAUUUGCUGCGCGAUGAUACUCCUACUUCGAGAUCAGAUUCUCGAAAACGACUUCGCGAACAACGUCAAGCUGCUCCAGAACUUUCCUCUCAUGGACAUUAAUCUCGUACUAAGGAAGGCGACGAGCCUUGAAUAACGGUUUCAACGCGUACACGAAUUACUUUUUGAUAAGAUUUUUUUACACAUACACUCAAAUCGCUCCAAUAAAAAUGGGCGAAUUUUCCGUAUUCACCACAA